AUGGUUCAGUGCGAGCUGAUCAAUGACCCAACGAUAAAACCAUCGAAAGAUUUUAAUGCCAAGACUGACGCCGAAACUGUAGCAGCCGGUCAUGAAAAGGACAUUGCUCGUAUGAUAUUUCACCGAACUUACGCCGAACGAAAAGAAAUAGCAGAUUAUUACGAUAAAAACACGAGUUCUCAAUCUGGAAAAUCUUUCAUCAAAGCUAUCAUAGCUUCUUCGUCUGAAACUAGUUUGGAUGCUUUGUAUAUCAUGGCGUUGGUACCUGCAGAUGAAAUAUUAGCCAACUGCCUUCAUGAUAAUAUCCAUCACAAGCACAGUCCAGAAGUAGGAGCUAUAGAGGAGAUCGUCUGUGCAAAUGAUAAAGGAAUGAAGGAUCUCAUAAAUAAAAAAUACCAAACAAGGUUUGGAAAGUCUGUUGAGGAUGAAUUGGCACGGUUCAAAGAAGACGAUAAAGCCUAUCAGGACGUCAUACAAAAGUACUGCUGGAAAGGAUUAUGCCAAGAUAAAAAAAUCACUCCAGAGGAUGCAGACAAGGAAGCUAAAGCAUUACGAAAUAUUAGUCCCAAAAAAAAACAAACGGAUUUCAAAAACAAACUAAUCGAGCUACUUGAUAAGUAUUGCGAACUAGACCUCAAACAAAUCUUCCAAAAAUAUCGUCAAGGUGAUGACGGCAUUGAUGGUGCUGUUGGCGACGCAUUCGAAGUUGAUAGGCAGCGAAGAGCUUAUUACUAUUUAGUAAGAGCCAUAGAAGACAUCUGCCAACUUUAUGCCUUCGAGUUACGUCAUGCAGCGGACGAUGCAAGUCACAUGCACCUUGAUAAAAUCAACAGAAUAGUUUUGAGCAGAUGCGAGCGAGACUUAUUCUGCAUUAAUAAAGCCUAUCGCGAUGAUGGUUACGACACCUUUACUAGUCGUUUAGCGGUGAUAAUUUACAGAAUAUUUGCACAUUCCUAUACUGCAGUGGCGUAG
This is a messenger RNA of Planococcus citri (citrus mealybug), 972 nucleotides long. RefSeq names its product annexin A1-like. NCBI's taxonomy places the organism in Eukaryota, Metazoa, Arthropoda, Insecta, Hemiptera, Pseudococcidae. Bases 1 to 972 code for a protein of 323 amino acids. Gene Ontology annotation, molecular function: calcium ion binding; calcium-dependent phospholipid binding. The record is from RefSeq and is a predicted model, not a curated record. Gene Ontology annotation, cellular component: cytoplasm. The transcript is spliced from 6 exons.